AUGGUGCCUGCCACACCAAAGCUAGACCUUCCGGCCCACGAGGAACAGAGCGGACCGGCAACAAAGCAUACGUUGGCAUCAACGUUGGCAUUUUUCCGCCGGCCAUUACGGUUACGGGGCAACUCGACUGUCUCUGUGCCGCUUGGUGUUGUUCUGAUCUUCCCCUUACUGGUUGUCGUCCUUAUCUUGGUGCUUUUUGUUCGACAUCCCAACUCUCCUGGGAGGGUCCUAAUGCCUGCUGGCGCGCCGCCUGCCAUUCGAAAAAUCAGUGAAAAGCACGACAAGGUGUUCGUCACGGGCUGUUUGGAACCCGAUACCUCCCAGCCUCGUGCCAACGCUACCUUCGUUGUACUGGCCAGAAACAAGGAAUUGGAUGGCGUUGUUCAGUCACUCAAAUCCAUGGAGCGCCACUUCAACCGAUGGUUCCACUAUCCCUAUGUUUUUCUCAACGAUGGCGAAUUCGACGACCAUUUCAAGGAGACCGUCCGUAACCACACAUCUGGCCCCGUCGAGUUUGGCAAAGUUGGUCCCGACAUGUGGGGCUUCCCCGACUGGGUUGAUCAUAGAGUCGCCAAGGAGGGCAUCGCAAAACAAGGAGAUGCUGCCGUCAUGUAUGGUGGGCUGGAAAGCUACCAUUUCAUGUGCCGUUUCUACUCGGGCUUUUUCUACAACCAUCCACUUCUUCUGAAGUACGAAUGGUACUGGCGAGUGGAGCCUGAGAUUACUUACUUCUGCGACAUCACAUACGACCCAUUCAGGAAAAUGAUGGAGCAUAACAAGACGUACGGGUUCACAAUCGCUGUGAAAGAACUCCGUGAAACCGUUCCCAACAUCUUCCGCUACGCCUCAGCUUACAAGCGACUGAACAAUCUGACGUCACAAGGUCUUUGGGAAAUGUUUGUUGAGCCCAGGGAUCCAGCUGAGGAGGUAAAGAACAAAAAACCGCUUCCCGAUGAGAUUUUGAAGAACGAUCCUGCGAAUAAUGCUCCCCCCACAAUUGACCCCGAAGCGAUGGAGGGCGAGAAAUACAACAUGUGCCACUUCUGGUCCAACUUUGAAAUUGCAAAGCUCAGUUGGUUCAGAAGCAAGGAGUACAAUGAUUUCUUCGAGAUGAUGGACCGCAGUGGUGGUUUCUGGAUGGAAAGAUGGGGUGAUGCUCCCAUCCAUUCGCUUGCUGCCGGUGCCCUGCUGGGCGUCAAGGACAUUCAUUACUUCCGAGAUAUCGGCUACAGGCAUACCACUAUUCAACACUGUCCCGCCAAUGCCCCGUCACGACAGCUUCCUCGCACACCAUAUCUGGAAAUGGCAACGCUCGACGAAAAGAAACGGAUAGAAGAGGACAAGUACUGGGAAGACUGGGAUGAGGUCAAGGAAAACGGAGUUGGGUGCCGAUGCCGUUGCGACACUGACAUAGUAGACGUCGAAGGCAAGGAGGGCUCCUGCCUCGCUGAAUGGGUAGAUGUUGCUGGCGGCUGGGCUCCUUAA
Molecule: messenger RNA, 1485 nt
Organism: Metarhizium album ARSEF 1941
Lineage: Eukaryota; Fungi; Ascomycota; Sordariomycetes; Hypocreales; Clavicipitaceae
Product: alpha-1,2-mannosyltransferase Kre5
Exons: 5
Coding region: 1-1485 (494 amino acids)
Biological process (GO): protein N-linked glycosylation; cell wall mannoprotein biosynthetic process
Cellular component (GO): membrane; Golgi apparatus
Molecular function (GO): alpha-1,2-mannosyltransferase activity
Source: RefSeq, a predicted model, not a curated record